Dinoponera quadriceps is the source of this 5756-nucleotide messenger RNA. Its product is annotated as calponin homology domain-containing protein DDB_G0272472-like. Bases 131 to 5518 code for a protein of 1795 amino acids. The record is from RefSeq and is a predicted model, not a curated record. Lineage: Eukaryota; Metazoa; Arthropoda; Insecta; Hymenoptera; Formicidae. The transcript is spliced from 6 exons.
GUUGUGGAAUUGAAACUCGGCUUCGCGUUAGCACGUGUUUGGUAUGAACAACAAUCAAUUUGUUCAUGUGAGUUUUCAGAAUUGCCCACUGUCCCACGUUUGAUAUACAAUUUUACGAACAGUUGUAAAGAUGCCACGUUCUACGAGAGACUCGGACGAAGAUGUAGAACCGAGAACAGGCCGUAGAACUCGAACACUUAGUAUCGUACAAUCCAUGAUAGAUUCCCCGAUACGUCGUAGUAGCAGGAUAAAGCAACCCGUCAAGCUGCAGAAAUUCUCACCAGAUUCUGAAAGUGACACCAAUGUUAGCAGUAAUCAGCCAGUCAGGUUUACUAGACAACGAAUGGCUACUAUGGAUUCUGUUACUACAGAGACACUAAGAGGACGUCGUACUAGAAAACCGUCUAUUUCUUCUGAGAAUAGUGAAAUAAUAGAUGUUGAAACGGUAACUCCAUCCAAAAGAAUUACAAGGAGAAGUUUAACUACUGUAACAUCCAGCACACCCACCAGAGCUAGCGCACGAGUUGUCAGUAAACGUAUCCUGCGUGCUGGGUCUGAGACAAAAUCGCCACCACCAGCGUCUAGAACUACACGUAGAACAAGAGCUAGUUCUGUCGAUCUGGAGAACAUGACCGAUCAAACUAAGAGUCUGAUAUUAACCAAGACAUUACACAGACAAGCAUCUGUGUUAUUGCAGUCUCCAGUUAAGGAGGAAGUUGAGGAUAAGCUGCAGAAAUCUGAUGUAAAAACAGAAACCAAAUUGGUCGAGGAAUUUACAGAUCCGGGGAACUAUUGUUUAUCAGAGAUGGCAGCAGGUUCUAAAGAAAGCCAAAAGGUUCAGGAAAUAGAUGAUACGAAGGAGGAAAAAGUUAAAGAAGAUAAUAGCUGUGACAAAGUAACACCAGCUGUAACACCAGACGAAGUAUCUCAGCAAUUGAAAAAUAACGAAAUACAAAGUAAAUAUGCGGUUGCAACAAUGGUAGAUAAGAAGAGUUUAGAUGAAGUUCCGAGCACAGCAGAUGUACCAUCUGAUAUGAGUGACAAAAUUCUCACUGUCGACGCAAAUUCUCAAAAUGAUAAAACAGAAGAUAAGUCGAUUGAAAAUGAAAAAGGCCUGGCGGAAAUUGAGAAUUCACUAAUGGACAUAUGUAAAAAAUCGUCUACGAAGGAGUUAACAGUUAGGCUUGAAGAUAUACUCAGUACUUCCAUUGGAGAGCAGAAAAGAAAUCCCAGUAACAAGGAAAAUCAAACGCUGAACAUUAUUAGUGAUACAUCGGCUGAAAAAAGCGUAGGACCUAUCAUCACCAGUGUAACGUCAUUAAGCACCAGAUCUCCGACCACAGUUUUUGCAAACAAAUCAUUAAAUGAGAAGGAAACUCAAUUUGCGAGAAACGAGCCGAGUUUAGGUAAACGCCGUCGCUCGAAAGAAUUGACAGAAACUACAGUGAAACAUAUUACGAAUGACACGGUUAAGUCAGUUCCGUCAACGGUUGACACUGUAGAAUUAGUUGAAGAGGUUCUCGAUGAUCAAACGUUCGUAGAAACAGUAAAUAAACCUGAUGAAAAUGUAACAGGAGUGACCGGUAAAUUGGACAAAGAUGUCAUUAAUACGGAGCCUCGUGAUAAAACUGUGGCUUGGCAAGAAAGUUUAUGCUCUUUAACUGCUAAUAAUGAUGAAAUGAAUUUACAGUUAGAGGAGUCAAAUGUAUCUCAAGAUAAAGACAAGUUACCGCUCGAUGAAUCGAUGAAGACCACAGCAGAAUCCAAUACCAAUUGCUCGGGUAAAUCGAUAGAUGUUGAAAUUAGCAAUGAUAAAUCCAAUGCAGUUGUCGAACUGGCCUCCGCAGCUCAGGACGAUGCGAAAGAUGGUUUAUCGGACUCUACGGAACGAAUAAAGGAGAAUUUAUCUAAUCGUGUAACGCAAUCGGAAUCUCCCACUCUGGAGACGAUUAACCCUUCCCUCAACGAUUUAAGCGCAGCAUCUAAUCAAGAUACGCAAUCCCGUGAUGUUAUAGGCGAGGAACCCAGGCAAGAUGUGUCAUCUGAGAAGACAGAGUCCACCUCAUUGGAAACCAGCGGGAUUUCAACACAGCAAAAGGAUACAUCGGGUGUGAGCACAGAAAAAAAGAGCUCGGCGGAAGAAAGUAUGGAAAUUGAUGCCGACAAAUCUGACGUCGAUAUUGUUAGCAUGUUUCAAGAUGUUCCGGCUGAUAAUUGGAAGGAAGAUGCAGCUGAGACGAAAAAUGCUGCGGAAGGUGGUGGCUCGAAUUCUCUCUUGGCGGAUCAUGAAAGCGAAGCCGAAUGUGAUCUUGUUUUGGUGGACAAACAAGCGUGGUUGGCGGCUGAAAACAUGAAGACAGUGAGGGAGAAGGAAUGUUCCGAUUAUGAUUCCGACGACACUAUGAUAAUGAAGAGCCGAUUAGACGCUACGCAAGUCAGAAAGAGAUUGUCCACCAUAGACGAAACAUUGCUAAUAAAUAUUGACGAUGAUGACGAAGAAGAGGAAGAGAAAAAACAAGAAGAGGAAGUAUCCAUACCGGUAGAGGAAAGAAAAUCAUCAGCUAAAAGUAAAUCUGCAAUAGGGCACAAUUCUCCCCCGACUAUAUGUAUAGAUGUGGAUAGUUCGAGUCCGGUUGAAUUUUUAAACAAGUCGAAGGAAGUUUCAAAUCGAAGCAGCAGUCAGCCUGGAUUAAAUGAAGGAUUGGAACAAGCAGCGGAACAGUCCGUCAAAGUGCUCGAUGAAUUCGACGAUGAAAUUAGAGGUGACGCAAAUAGAAGUUCGCAAUCAUGCAGGAACGCAUCUUUGCGAAAAUCAACCGACAAAAGAGAAUCAUUGAAUAAAUCUUCGAAAGAUGCAAGGCGGAGCUCCCAGAGUCCGCAAAACAAUUCCGCAAGUGAAUCCCAAGCGAGCACCUCGGAGGAAGAACUACUGGAUAAUAUAGAAACACAUAAUGAGAAAAAUUUGAAGAAGAAAAGGUGGUCUUCGAUUAAGUCGAAUGGGGAUAGUGAUAAAGCUGGAUCUGAAGGAAAGAAAAGAUUGUCGGGUAAAGAUUUAUUGAUAAAUGCGGAGGAUACCGAUGAAAAUGACGAAGUGACGCAAACUAAGGAUUUAAAGUGUAAAAAGAGUGAUGUGAACUAUUCUAUGUUGGCACACGCUGGCUCGAAUUCAAACAUCUCAAGUAAAUCGAGCAACGAUACGACAAACGAUCCGAUGAAAUAUUACAAAUGUGCUCGUAACUUGUUCGAGAAGAAUAACAUUACUGACGAUAACAGUAGCGAUGACGACAACAUUGACGAUGAUGGUAUAGGUAGUAUAGAUUCCGAUGUCAAGAGAGAAUACAAUCUGGAUGCGGCGGAACGAGAAUACUCGGACGACAAUGUUCCCUACGAUGAAUGUAGAACGUCGGAAUCAGAAUUUUCAGAUCCCGACGACAACGGUUCGGAUCUUGCUGAUUUUAUAGUCGCCGAUGACGCGAUAGAAGAAGGCGAGAGAAACAAAAGAGAGGGGAAAGAGAAGCAGAACGACGAAGGUGACGAAAGAGAAGAGGGAGUAGAAGGUAGUAGUGCAAAUGAUGAGGAGGGUACGAGUGAAAAUAAUAGCGAACAAGUGGGAGAAGAAGAUGAAAGCGAAAAAUCCGCCAGAGCGAAGACGAACGUGAGUAAGAAUAACACUUCCGACAAAUCGUUUGAAGUCGAUAGAAAGAAGAAAGUGUCUACCAAGCACACUGUACCUCGUCAAUCAAAAGAGGAUGUUAAUGUGACGAAAUCUCACAUGAAGAACAUUGAGCAAACUAUUAUUUUGGACUCUUCUGGCUCGUCGAUUAAAAUAAAGAGGAAGUCGCACAUGGAUGAAACGGAGGAACAGAACACGAUGGAACAAAUUAAUGAAUCUAAAAUAAAUAAAAGAAAGUUGUCGAAAGCGACACGCACAUCGCUGGAAUGUAGUACGCCAAAGAUGAAUUCUUCUAAACAAGAAUUCGUGAGCGAUAUUGAAACGGCCGCGUCGGCUUUAGAAGCUGAAGAUGAAAAAUUAAAGAGCGCGAGCGAAACGCUUAAGAGAAGAAAAUCGAGGAAAGAUUCUACAUCGGAAGAAGACACGAGUCAUUUCAAGGAACGUACAGAUAAUAAAGAGAAAAUAUUGCACAUUGGCCUGCUGUCAUCUGAUCUACUGGAAAAGGGAAUGUCCAAAACAACUGGACUAAACAAAACUGUGAACGUUACUCAUACCGAAACGCCUACAAUAAGAGAUUUGAUGAAAGAAAAAUUGAAUGAAAGCACUCCGGAAUUAAGAGUCGAGCCUAGUCAACUGCAGAAGAGGCGGUUAUCCAAAGAGGAAGAUGAGCAAAGGAAUGAAAAGGAUAGCGACGAGGAGGUGCCUGAGCUCGUAGCGCUGUUCGGUGAUAAUAUACAGCAACAUGGUCGACGAAAACAGAAGAGACGCAAGAGGCAAACGGAAGAAAUAUCGAACGAGAAUAUCAUUGAGAACAUACUAUCUCAAGAUACGGUAGAAUCGGAUGUUUCUAAAAAGAGGAAGAGAAAGAAGGAGGAGAAAAGUUACGGUAAUCUAUUAACUGUAAAGGAUACCACUUGCAAAGAUACAUGUCAGCUCACUGAGAAAAGGAAGAAAAAGGAGAUUGGUGUGAGCAAAACGGACGAAAAUGGGGAUAAUGUACAGCAGGAGCGUAAGAAGAAGAAGAAGAAGAAGAAAAACCAAACUAGCGGGGAAAUGUCUGCGGAAAAUAUUUUAGAUAAUGUUGCAAAGGGAAAGGCUAAACGGCAAGAAAUAGCCGUGAGCAGUAAGGAGGAGACUCUGCCGGGGGAAUCACUGAAGAAGAAAAAGAGGAAGAAGGAGGAAAAGGAGAGAGAGGAAGAAAAUAUUCCACCACCUCAAGCUCCAAAGUCGAAAUCGAAGUCUGGCAAGAAAGCCGAAAAAUCACAACUGCAAAAUGUCCUCUUGUCAAAAACAGUUGAAUCGAAGAAUGACGCUUUCGUCAAAACACGGAGCGAAGCAGCGGAAGUUAUCAAAUCUGCUACAGAACGUAUCAAGCUGAAAGAAUUGGAGAAGAGAAAAAAGAAGAAGCGAGAAAUUCAGGAAAUCUCUGUUAAAAGGAAGAAGAAACAUAUUGAGGAACAGAAGACUCGACUGUCAUCUACGGGUGGCCUGAAACGACUUUCGGACAACGUGGUCGACAAACUCUCAGAUACGCCAACGCGAGCGAAGAGACGAAAGCUCAUGCAAAACAAAGAACAGGCCGUGCCGUCGACAAAGAAGCCCAAAUCCCACGACUCGAAGAACAGCAAUUGUAUCUCGUUGAGUGCCAGCGGUAGUACCACGCAGUUCUCCGUGGUAAAUCUGUCGAAGGGCAAUAAACAACCGUCGAGAACGGUCGUUUCAAUAAUGUCGUAUAGGCAACGAAUGCUGAAUAGAAACCAACGAGAGCCAACUUCUACCUAUUUGAUGUAUCUACGAAAGCAGCGCGCAGUGUCAAACGACGGCUUUUCCAAUAACGCAUUUUAAAUGCAUAUCACUCACUGGGCUUGUAUUCUUUCAUUAGGCCCAAAACAUUGUAAUUGAUAAUAAUUUCUAUUGAAGGAGGAUUGAAUUACGUGUUUUUGUGUUACAUCUUCUGAAUAUUGUAAUCUUUGGUCAAUGUUAUCAAAAAGUAAUAUUGAGAACAAUUCAUACAUUUUUCAGUGCGUUUGAUGUGUUUUACGGAGGUAUCUUUUUUUUAUUUUUGGAUAAUUAAGAAACGUUU